Molecule: messenger RNA, 936 nt
Organism: Theobroma umbraticum
Lineage: Eukaryota; Viridiplantae; Streptophyta; Magnoliopsida; Malvales; Malvaceae
Source: RefSeq, a predicted model, not a curated record
AUGAAAGUUGACUUGGGAGCAUUUGACUUGUGGGAAAUGGUGGGAGUUGGUGGACAUCCACCUAAACAAAGACAAAAUCCUACCAUAGCACAAAUGAAGCAGCAUAGUGAGGAAGGUGCAAUGAGGAGUGAGGGUGAACCAACUCUGUAUACAAAAACCAUAGUUGAUGAUGAAGAACUCAUAGUUUCAAUUUAUGUUGAUGACAUUCUAGUCACUGGUCUAGCUAACAACUCAAUGGUCGAAUUUAAGGAAAAUAUGAUGAGGGAGUUUGAGAAGACAAAUCUGAGGUUGAUGACAUAUUUUCUUGGUUUGGAAUUUAUCCAAACUAAUGAUUAUAUUAUGCUCCACCAAAGGAAGUAUGCUCUUGAGCUACUAAAGAGAUUUAAAAUGGAAAACUGCAAGUCUAUUAAUAAUCCAAUAGCUACAAACUUGAAACUAUCUUCAUCAGAUAACGAAGGCCUUGCAGAUCCAUCACUCUUUAGAAGUGUGAUAAGAAGUUCGUUGUAUCUAUCAUCUUCAAGACCAGACAUCAUGUUUAGCACUAACCUACUAUCAAGAUUCAUGCACAAUCCAUCAAUGGCUCACCUAGCAGUAGCAAAAAGAGUCCUAAGAUAUGUGAAAGGAAAUGCAAACUAUGGAAUCAAAUAUGGCAAGACUUGCAGCUAUCAUCUCUGUGGAUAUUCAGAUAAUGAUUGGGCUAGGAAUCUUGAUGACUCCAAAAGCACCUCUGGUUUUGUUUUCUCGUUUGGCAAUGGAGUGUUCCCAUGGAACUCUAAAAAACAAGAAGUUGUUGCUCAGUCAACAACAGAUGUUGAAUACAUAUCAGUUGCAAUGGCAACUAAUCAUGCAGUUUGGUUAAGAAAAACGUUGCUUGAUCUUGGUUUUGUUCAAGAAGGACCUACAGAUCUAUGGGUUGAUAACAGUAGCCAUGGCUAA